CCCUGACGUAAUAUGCAGAUCGAUGCGUGAUGCAUUGUGACGCGCUGCUUAAAAGAGGGGUGUCGGAAGCGUGCGUCUCACUGCAGUACUUGGACAGGCGAAGAAGCAAACAUGGCAAACCUGAAGGAAAAGCUAAUUGGCCAGUUGGAGACAUCCCAAGACAAGAGUUCACACAACAAGAUAACAGUUGUUGGUGUGGGUGCAGUAGGAAUGGCAUGUGCCAUCAGCGUCUUGAUGAAGGAUCUGGCAGAUGAGUUGGCUCUAGUGGAUGUAAUGGAGGAUAAAUUGAAGGGGGAGAUGAUGGACCUGCAGCAUGGUAGCCUUUUCCUCCACACUGCCAAGAUUGUGUCGGGCAAGGAUUAUUGUGUCAGUGCUGGUUCCAAGUUGGUUGUUGUCACAGCUGGCGCUCGACAACAGGAGGGAGAGAGUCGCUUGAAUCUGGUUCAGCGUAAUGUGAAUAUCUUCAAACAUAUUAUUCCGGAUAUAGUCAAAUACAGUCCAGACUGUAUCUUGCUCAUCGUGAGCAACCCAGUGGACAUCCUAACCUAUGUGGCGUGGAAGUUGAGUGGCCUUCCCAUGCACCGUGUUAUUGGUAGUGGUUGCAACCUGGACUCUGCACGUUUCAGAUACCUCAUGGGGGAGAGACUUGGAAUCCACAGCUCCAGCUGUCAUGGCUGGGUGAUUGGCGAGCACGGAGACUCAAGCGUGCCUGUGUGGAGUGGCAUGAAUGUUGCGGGUGUGAACCUGAAGGAACUUCACCCUGAGAUAGGAACUGACAAAGACAAGGAGAACUGGAAGAAGGUGCACAGGGAUGUGGUGGACAGUGCCUAUGAGGUGAUAAAAUUGAAAGGGUACACAUCCUGGGCUAUUGGGAUGUCCGUGGCAGAUAUGGCAGAAACUUUAAUGAAAAACCUGCGUAGAGUUCAUCCAGUAUCUACAAUGGUUAAGAAUUUCUAUGGUAUUACCAAUGAAGUGUUCCUGAGUCUCCCAAGUGUUUUGGAUAAUCAUGGAAUUUCUAAUGUUGUGAAGAUGACACUAAAGUCUGAUGAAGAAGCAAAGCUUCAGCAGAGUGCUACCACCUUGUGGAACAUUCAGAAAGACCUGAAAUUCUGAAUCCCUCUUGUCUUCUGAUGCAGAAGUAAACUCCACUGCUAACAAGAUCACCAGUUGUAUGUAAACCCCCCCCCCCUUAUCUUGACUGUAAGGAUUUACUUUGAGUAAAUUAUGACUAUUUUUCUAACCCUGGUCAGAACAGUGUUGUAAUGUUUGAUCAUGUUGUUCUACUUACCCAAGUAUUGCCAGUAUUUAUGUAGAGGAUGCAGCUUUAAAUAAAGUCAAUCACUUUAAAACAAA
Messenger RNA from Amblyraja radiata (thorny skate), 1353 nucleotides. Its product is annotated as L-lactate dehydrogenase A chain. Gene Ontology annotation, molecular function: L-lactate dehydrogenase (NAD+) activity. The record is from RefSeq and is a predicted model, not a curated record. The transcript is spliced from 8 exons. Gene Ontology annotation, biological process: lactate metabolic process; pyruvate metabolic process. Gene Ontology annotation, cellular component: cytoplasm. The coding region runs from base 112 to 1113 and encodes 333 amino acids. NCBI's taxonomy places the organism in Eukaryota, Metazoa, Chordata, Chondrichthyes, Rajiformes, Rajidae.